UGCUCUCUCCCUUCUUUCUCCUUGUGACUCCAGGCUGAGAUCAACAGACAGGAUGCUGUGCCUCAGCUCCCUGUCCACACUCCUCCUCCUGCUUUUCCUCUACUCCCCUCCGCUGUCUGCCCAGGAAGUGCUUGUACGUCUAGCAGGUAGAGACCGGCGCGGUGCAAACGAGGGACGUGUGGAGGUGCGCUACAAUGGCGUGUGGGGCACAGUGUGUGACGAUAACGUAGAUCUUAACCUGGCCAAUGUGGUGUGCCGACAGCUGGGCUUUCAAGGUGGCUUGACCUGGGCGCACAGUGCCAAGUUCGGCGAGGGUCAUGGUUUGAUCUGGUUGGAUAAUGUGCACUGCACGGGCACAGAGUCCUCUAUUGCAAAUUGUCACUCAAAUGGCUGGGGAAUCAAUGACUGCACCCAUGCUGAGGACCUGGGGGUCAUUUGCAGCCAAGAAAGGAGACCAGGCUCCCCCGCUGUCCCCCUGGAGGAGCCUCCUCCAUCAUCCAGGCGCCAGCCAAGCCAGCCAAGACAGAGAAACCCACCACCAUCGCCCCCAGCCCACAUUACUUCAUCUUCUGCAAGAGGCCAUGAGAUUGCCCUUCAUCGCAACCCGACUUCUUCCCGUCGCAACAACAUCUCCCCACAGGAAAAUGGCCACGAGAUCCAGAUCUUAAGACGGAAUCGAGGUAGUACCAGACCGAGCCCACAGGUGAGCCCGGCUCUGCCACAGGGGCACCAGCUCCCUUCGCGUCUGGCAAAUGGUGCAUCCUACAGGCAGAGACUGGAGACAGUGAGGUCCACUCCACAAGCAGUAAGACGAGAGGCUGAGGGACAGACAAACAGGCAGCCUGAGCGGAGGAAUGACCGGCAUCAGCAGCUCAGUGGGAAUCAUGUCGAACCAGACCCUGUUUAUCCAAACGUGGGACUGGAGACUGAUGCGCACUACACACAGGGUUCUGAAAGGGUUCACUUAGAGGAAGCUCGUCUACGGCCUGUACUGUCCGGCAACCAUGGCGGUCUGGUGACGGAAGGCGUGCUGGAGGUGAGGCAUGCUGGGAGGUGGCGUCAUGUGUGCAGCCAUGGUUGGGACCUCAGCAGCAGCCGUGUCGUCUGUGGCAUGUUAGGAUUCCCUGCUGCAGAGGCGUUUGACCAAAACGCCUACAGGAAACUGUGGGACUCCAAGUUGGCCGAUCCAUCCGCAAGGCUGAGGACACAGAUCGGUAAGAAGGCCUACUGGGUGGAGAAGAUGCAAUGUCAGGGCACGGAGGUCUCUCUGUCGCAGUGUCAGGUCCUGCUGUCCCUCCCCAGGAGUGAUGUACCGUGCCGUGACGGCAUGCACGCUGUGGUCCGUUGUGUCCCUGGAUCCCAGUUCACACGCUAUGGCAGAGCACCUGCACCACCCGCCGUGCCGCCUGUCGUGCGUCUGAAGGCAGGGUCCCGCCUCGGCGAGGGCCGUGUGGAGGUGCUGAGGGAGGGCAAGUGGGGCACCGUGUGUGACCACCUGUGGGACAUCACUGCGGCCAGCGUGGUCUGCAGGGAGCUGGGCUUUGGGACAGCCAAAGAGGCGCUCACCAAGGCUCAACUGGGACAGGGUACCGGCCCCAUCCAUAUGAACAGUGUGCAGUGCACAGGCAGGGAGAGGUCGGUUACAGAGUGUGUCUACAGACAGGUGCCGCUUUACAGCUGCAAACACAACCAGGAUGUAGCUGUACGCUGCAACGUGCCCAACACUGGCGUGCAGGCCACGGUGCGUCUGGCAGGAGGCAGAGAGCCCUCAGAGGGACGUGUGGAGGUGCUGAUGGAGGUCAGAGGGGUGAAGCGCUGGGGUUCCGUCUGCAGCGAGAACUGGGGCAUCAACGAGGCCAUGGUGGUCUGUCGACAACUGGGCUUAGGCUUCGCAUCAAGAGCUCAUCAGGAGACCUGGUACUGGCCUGGCUCUGCAGAUGCUGGGGAGGUGGUUCUGAGCGGAACUCACUGCAUCGGCACUGAGAUGUCCAUCCAGCAGUGUCGCAGAAACACAAAUGUCUACUGUCCCAGAGGAGGAGAGGGCAGGGCUGCAGGAGUCACAUGUGUAGAAACUGCUCCUGACCUCGUCCUGGAUGCUCAGCUCGUUCAGGAGACGGCCUACCUGGAGGACCGACCCCUCCACCUGCUCACCUGCGCUAAUGAAGAGAACUGCCUGUCCUCCUCUGCCGCAAGGAUGAACUGGCCCUAUGGACAUCGCCGCCUGCUCCGCUUCUCCUCCCGUAUUAUGAACCUGGGCCGUGCUGACUUCCGACCCCGAGCCAGCAGAGAAAGCUGGACAUGGCACCAGUGUCACAGGCACUACCACAGCAUUGAGGUGUUUACCCACUACGACCUGCUGACGUUCAACGGGACCAAGGUGGCAGAAGGUCACAAGGCCAGCUUCUGUCUGGAGGACACCUACUGCCCUGAUGGUAUCCAUAAGCGAUACGCCUGCUAUAACAUGGGUCAGCAGGGCAUCUCAGUUGGGUGCUGGGACACCUACCGCCACGAUAUUGACUGCCAGUGGAUCGACAUCACAGACAUACGGCCUGGUGAAUACAUCUUCCAGGUGGAGGUCAACCCUUCCUUAGACAUGGCUGAGUCUGAUUUCCAGAACAACGUGAUGCGCUGCAGAUGCAAGUACGACGGAGCACGAGUUUAUAUGUUCGGAUGCCAUGCAGGUGAUGCUUACAGUGCAGAGGUGGAGGACUUGUUUGACCACCAGCGUCAGAUCUCCAACAACUUCCUGUGAAUUAAGGAACAUGCAGAUUUAAGGACAGAACAACUGUACAACUCCUCACCACACCUCAACAUGCCAUGGGAAGGAGGUUGAAUGACAAUGACAUGCCAGUAAAUAGAAAAAUGAGGGCCUGAGGGAGGAGGGUGGGGGGGUGAACUGGUAUGGUAUGGUUUGGGAGAGACUUCAUGCAAAUAUGACCAAUUAGGAUCCUGUGACUGAUUGUCAUCUGCAAUGACUGUUCCUGUUAGAAAGUCAAAGAGAUUUAAGGGGACAUGUAGGAAGAGGAAAAGACCACAAGUUAAGAAAUACGACCAAAGUUGGUCUUCACAAGCAUCAUGUCACCACGAUAAAACGUAGAGUAGUUCACAGUUUCAAAAGCGUGUGCUGAAUUUUGUAACAAAUUGAAUUCCCUUGAUCAAAAUAUAUAAACCACAGUUAACAAAGUAAUGACAUGAAGGCACAUGAGAACAACACAUCCUUUACUUUUACAGUACACCAUCAGGCUGUCGUCCAUGUAAUAUCAACCCAGGUAUCAGACUGUCAACCAAACUCUGUACAUGCUUCCUGUGCUUUCACUGUCCACAUUACUAAUGCAGUAUUUACUGUUACAACUGUGUGGUUAAAAUGAGAUUUUUUUUUUAAUUUCAUGGUGCUAUUUUUGCCUUAUUUGAAUAAAUAUUGUAAUGUAUUGCAAA
Messenger RNA from Epinephelus fuscoguttatus (brown-marbled grouper), 3435 nucleotides. Its product is annotated as lysyl oxidase homolog 4-like. Gene Ontology annotation, biological process: peptidyl-lysine oxidation. The transcript has 15 exons. The coding region runs from base 53 to 2752 and encodes 899 amino acids. The record is from RefSeq and is a predicted model, not a curated record. Gene Ontology annotation, molecular function: protein-lysine 6-oxidase activity; copper ion binding. Gene Ontology annotation, cellular component: membrane. Lineage: Eukaryota; Metazoa; Chordata; Actinopteri; Perciformes; Serranidae.